AUGCCACAUACGGACCAAUGUCGCCUUUUGCUCUCUGGCAUGGGUCGUAUUCAUGUAAAAAACGUUCGUCCUUCAAAUAUCGAGGCAAACACGCGUAAUGAUAUUCCUCCCCCUCCGGUGGCUCGCGUCGAGGUUCUAAAUGAGAAGUCUACUGCAUCUUUGCUCGCUAGUCCUGCUCAUGAGCGUCUGACUGCCACGGCCGUCCGUCUCAUUGAUGCCAUGCAAAAGGACAUGUCUUCUGCAGCCGGGGCAUCUGCCUUGGCUCGAGUUCCACUUUUACCUCCCAGUCUGGCUUCGAAGUUAAUGCAGCUUCUUGAAACCAAGGAGGAGGCUCAUAUUGCGUCACUCCCUGACCUUCUAAUGGGUAUGCUUGGGGGUGCAUGCAUCUGGAAUGAUCGCUUAGAGCACUUAUCUUUAGUGCAUGCUGAUGCCCGACUAGAACGAACUGCUGAUAUGUUCGAGCAUGCGAUUGGUCGAGUCAAGGUCUUACGCGAGCUUCUCACGAGUGUGCCAGGUUCAUUCCAAGAUACUCACAGAGUCGAGCUUCUUCGAACGCAGCUCCAAACCAUCGUUGCUCAACUCUCAGGCGCGUCAUAUUCUGGUGUUUCACUUCGAGUGAUGGAUGGUGAGCGUACUCAACCCCUUGUCAAAUCGCGUUACCCAGGCUUGCACCGCACGAUUAAGAAGGACACAGGCAAAUUUGAUGAGCCUGAGAGUGACCCUAUGUCUGCCGACGUAGAUGACAACACCGCUGGGGAUGAAGUGAAAGAACUAAGCGAUCGAUUAAAGCAAGCAUCAAUGUCACCUGAGGCGCGUCGAGUAUGUGAACGUGAGCUUCGACGUCUAAAGAAAAUGCCACCACAGAGUAUGGAACGUGGUGUUCUUAUCAACUACCUUGACACAAUGCUAGAUCUUCCAUGGGACCGCAGAAGUACGCAGAUCCCUCAAGCGGAACUAGACGCGCUUGUCCCAUCAACCCAGGCCGUUAUUGAUCCAAACUUGAGCCUGGUGAAGCGGGCUGAAAGGGUUUUGGAAGCUGACCAUUAUGGGCUCGAGAAGGUAAAGAAGCGUAUUCUCGAGUAUCUGGCUGUUUUCCAACUGAAAAGCGAGCAGGCGGAAGAGCAGGCGAAGGCACAGAAGGCCUUGGAAACUGAAGGCCCCGCACCGUUAGAAACUCGAAAGUCUCUGGUAUCGAGCGUGGCAUAUAAGGGUCCUAUCUUGCUCCUUGUCGGACCUCCAGGAACAGGCAAGACUUCUAUCGCAAGGUCGCUUGCAGCCGCAUUGCAGCGCCCCUUUGUGCGUCUCUCCCUGGGUGGCGUUCGGGAUGAAGCCGAAAUUCGUGGUCAUCGACGUACGUAUGUGGGGGCCUUGCCAGGCUCUAUUGUGUCGUCACUGCGAAAGGGCCGUUCAUCCGACUGUGUUAUGCUUCUUGAUGAGCUGGACAAGCUCAGCAGUGGUAUGGGUAUGCAUGGAGAUCCUACUGCUGCUAUGCUUGAAGUGCUUGAUCCCGAACAGAAUCAUGCCUUUAAGGACCACUAUUUGAAUGUGCCCAUUGAUUUGAGUCGAGUUGUGUUUAUUGCAACUGCUAACUCUUUAGACACGAUCCCUGAACCUUUGCUGGAUCGUGUCGAUGUUGUACAAAUUGCUGGCUACACCUAUGACGAAAAAGUUGCUAUUGCUCAAAAGCACCUAUUGCCAAAACAAAUCCACGCACAAGGACUUGAAGAAAAGCAAGUCGUGUUCGGCGAUGAUGUUUUGCUGAAAAUUGCCAUGUCUUACACCCGUGAGGCUGGUGUACGAACUAUGGAACGUCGCGUUGGUGAUAUUGUGCGUGCGAAAGCUGUGGAAUACGCGACACAGCGACACACAACCCCUGCAACAUACGAUCCUCAUGUGUUGGUCGAGGACGUGGAACGUUUCUUGGGGCCACCCACCUAUGAGCCAGAGAUUACGGAUAACAUUGCUGUGCCAGGUGUUGCUACAGGAAUGGCCUAUCAAGGCUCUGGCUCUGGUGGUAUCUUGCACAUUGAGUGCGCCUUUUUACCAGCAGGCACAGCUGCGUUGAAAUUAACUGGUUCCUUGGGUGAUGUAAUUCGUGAGUCAGCUGAACUGGCAUUUGCAUGGGUCAAGUCUCAUGCGUUUGCUCUAGGCAUCACUGCUGAUCGUGAUGCUUCGUUCCCUCAAAAUGACGUGCACCUGCACAUGCCUAGUGGAGCUACUCCCAAAGAUGGCCCAAGUGCAGGCGUGGCAUUUGUAUGUGCGCUCGUGUCAAUGUAUCUGCGUGUGCCGUUGGAGACACGCCUAGCCAUGACAGGCGAAAUUACACUACGCGGGUAUGUGACACCGGUGGGGGGUAUUAAAGAAAAAGUCAUUGGUGCUCAUCGUGCUGGCGUUCGCAAGGUCAUCCUACCUCAGCGCAAUCAGCGGGAUUUUGACACUGAAAUUCCAGCCCCAGUCCAGGCUGAGAUGAACGUGGUAUAUGUGCGCACGAUUCAAGACGCUUUACAUGCAGUAUUUGGUGCCAGUCUCGAGGCGCAAAUUAGCACCCUCUACGGGGGCAUUGAAGGUCGACGGCGUUUGCAAGAGCUCGAAUGGCAAAGUCGCCUGUAG
Molecule: messenger RNA, 2610 nt
Organism: Malassezia sympodialis ATCC 42132
Lineage: Eukaryota; Fungi; Basidiomycota; Malasseziomycetes; Malasseziales; Malasseziaceae
Biological process (GO): proteolysis; protein catabolic process
Molecular function (GO): serine-type endopeptidase activity; ATP binding; ATP-dependent peptidase activity
Source: RefSeq, a predicted model, not a curated record